UCACUUUCAACUUUUUCACACGAAACCCGACUAGCUCGAUUGUUGUUUUUAUAACCACACAUGUUAUUAUCACACAACAAGAAUUCGGGAAUCAUGUUCGAAAGCAUAAGUUUUUUGUUCUUGUUUGCACUGGCCUUCGUUGCCUGGGUCCUCCUCUGUUUCCAGCAUGUGGUCCAGAUUCAGAAGCGUGGCUCCUCCGAUUUCCGAGUGGAACUCUACACAGAGUACCCGGGUAUUACGUUUGAGCCGCAGCUGUGCCAAAGUACUUCAGAGCAGAGCCCUUCCGGAGGGGCCUAUGAGUUCGCAAUGAGCUUCGGGGUGAUCUUCGCCCUGACCUUGGGUCUGUCUAAGCUACUCCAACUGGCCGAGGUGCAGGCUAAGAGCUACCUGAAGAGUCGCAGGGCUCUGCCUCCGGAAUCUGCGGCCCAAGACGAGGAUCUUGCCGAUGAGCAGCAGAUGCAGUGCCAACAGAACCAACAUAAUCCCUUUGAUCCUCUGUUGGACCACAAUGAGGACCUGAAGGAGCAACUUAGUAGCCUACAGUCGCAGUGCCUGGAAAUGCGUGAGCUUCUGCAAGAGCUGCGGAUCAGCAGCAGUUCAAGUAGUUAUGGGAGUGCCCACUCGGAAAAUGAAACCAUGGCCUCCGAGGAGUCCAUGGUGUUGUGGAAGCAAACGGACUCCAUAGUUGAAACAGUCUCCGGUUCAUCGCACCGGUCGGCCAGUUCGCAGCCCGGCCAGAACAUCUACAUCAACAAUAGUCACAUCCACAUCAACGGACGCGUCUACCUAACCGAGAGCCACGUGAACGUCGACCUAUGCCAGCAGGCAUCGAUGUUCACCAGGAAGAGAAGCGAGUUCCUCCAGGUGUACGGCAACUACAUCACUGGUCUGAAGGAGCGCCCCAUGAUUUCGGGCAUGCGAUGCAACAACAUCCUCAUGUGAGGUUCCCCAAAAUCCUCCAUUACACUCGUAAUAAACAUUGUUAAUUGACCCUCAUGAA
Molecule: messenger RNA, 1000 nt
Organism: Drosophila takahashii
Lineage: Eukaryota; Metazoa; Arthropoda; Insecta; Diptera; Drosophilidae
Source: RefSeq, a predicted model, not a curated record